Messenger RNA from Limulus polyphemus (Atlantic horseshoe crab), 5314 nucleotides. Its product is annotated as neural-cadherin-like. NCBI's taxonomy places the organism in Eukaryota, Metazoa, Arthropoda, Merostomata, Xiphosura, Limulidae. The record is from RefSeq and is a predicted model, not a curated record. Gene Ontology annotation, cellular component: plasma membrane; catenin complex. The coding region runs from base 1 to 5034 and encodes 1677 amino acids. The transcript is spliced from 21 exons. Gene Ontology annotation, biological process: homophilic cell-cell adhesion. Gene Ontology annotation, molecular function: calcium ion binding; cadherin binding.
AUGGCGGUUUCUUGUUUCUUUUUAUUAUGUACAGUUACCAAGUACAUAAGAAUUGGGAUCGGCGACAAAAACGAUAAUCCGCCUUACUUCGACCAGGCCUUGUAUGAGGCUGAGGUGAACGAGGACGAAGACAUCCAACAUACAGUGAUAACAGUAACAGCCAAGGACAAGGACGAAUUUAGUGUUUUAGAGGACAGAUUGACGACAUUGGAAGUGUUCUUGGAUUUGAGUCGAUCAGAUGCAGAAAUGACUAACUUAGUGGAGUCACUAGUAGAAUCUAUUUUAGGAGAGAGCUCAAUAUUGGUCUGUGUUAAUGCUAUAACCUUCUUUUUUUACACACAUCUACAGGUCACAGCUACGGACGGAGACCGGGACCGUCCACAAGACAUUGUUUACUUUUUAACAGGACAAGGAACUGAUGAAAUAGAUCCAGCACAACAUAAAUUUGCAAUAAAUAGCUCAUCAGGUGAAAUUUACGCCCUUAAACCCCUUGAUCGUGAUAGACCUCGCGGCCGCUCAUAUUGGCGCUUUACUGUCUUUGCUGAAGAUGAAGGAGGGCAUGGUCUGGUUGGAUAUGCAGAUGUACUUGUUAAUCUCAAAGAUAUCAAUGACAACCCACCCUUCUUUCCUUCUGCUCUUUACAUUGGUAACGUAACAGAAGACGGACCAGCAGGUAUGACGGUGAUGACUAUGACAGCAACGGAUUAUGACGACGCGGAAGAAGGCGAAAAUGCUAAACUAACCUACUCUAUUGAACAGAAUCCAGUUAAUGAAAGGGGAGAAUUGAUCUUUACUAUCGAUAAAGACACAGGAGUUAUUUCUACAGCAGUAUGCUGCCUUGACAGAGAGACUAAUCCGGAGUAUACCAUCAAGGUUGUUGCUACGGAUGGAGGAAGACUUUCUGGAACUGGUACGGCUACCAUUAAGGUUAAAGACAUCAACGACAUGCCCCCAAGAUUCACUAAAAAUGUUUGGAACGUGGAGGUGGACGAGACUGAUGGAGGGGACAUUCCUCACGAAUCUAUUCUUGUUGUAUCCGUCAAUGAUAAAGAUCUUUUGGAUACAAACCGGUUUAGUUAUGAGGUUCUCCAGUCCGCUUAUGGUUCUGACAAAUUCACAAUGCUCACAAAUCCAGACGGAACUGGAUCUUUGAAGAUCACCAAGCCCCUCGAUUAUGAAGAUCCCAAUCAAAGAUUCGGCUUCAACAUCACUAUCCAAGUGAGUGACGACGGAGGACAGUCAAAAGAUCCACGGCACAUUGACCGAGCCAAAAUCGAAGUGCGUAUCCGAGAUAUCAACGAUAACCCUCCUAAAUUCUUGAAAGAAAACAAAAAUGCCUUAAUUCCGGAAGAUGCAGAAAUAGAGACGAGUGUGGCAAAUUUUACAGCGGUGGAUCCGGAAAAAGGGGGUUCUUCAAAAGUGAGUUAUGUUAUUGAGCGAAGAUCGGACAAAAAGAGACAGUUUAAAAUCAACCAGAAAGGAGAAAUUAAAGUGCAGAGAAAAUUAGACAGAGAAGAUAUCCCGCAAUAUAAAAUAAAAGUUCUGGCUAUAGAUGACGGAAACCCUACUCUAACUGCUACCGCCACAUUGACUGUGACAGUGGAUGAUGUUAAUGACAAUGCUCCAAGAUUUCUCGAAGAUUAUCGACCCGUCUUUUAUGAGAAUAAACCACCGAAACAGGAAGUACAGAUCCAAGCAACAGAUGAAGAUGACAGAUCGAAAGAUAAUGGACCACCGUUUACGUUUCGUAUGGACUUUAAUGCCCCACCUAAAAUCAAAGAGUUUUUUGAAGUUGAACACGACGGUACUGGCGCAGAUGGAGCUGGAAUGGCGAUAGUGAGAUCUAAAGUAGAGUUUGAUCGAGAGGAGCAGAAGGAAUAUCAUGUGCCUAUUGUGAUUAAAGACAGCGGGAGAAUCUCAAUGACCGGGACUAGUACCUUAACAGUGGUAAUUGGUGACGUGAAUGACAAUCUCAUGCGUUCGGAUAAAAAGAAUAUAUUUGUUUAUACAUAUAAAGGAGAUGCUUCCAAUAUUUCCAUUGGACGAGUACACGUAAAUGAUUUAGACGAUUGGGACCUACCCGAUAAAGUGUUUGCUUGGGAUAAUAACGUACCAGACUCCAACUUCAACUUGGAUCCAAAAACUGGAAAUCUUUCCAUGAAGAACGUUACGCCUGGAGGUCCAUAUUCUCUCGCUUUUAAUGUCUUCGAUCGUCGACACACCAAAUCAGUGUCAGCAACUGUACACGUUAGAGUGCAGGAAAUUCCAGAAGAAGCUAUCUACAGUUCUGGAUCUGUAAGGAUUUUGGGAACUUCCGCUGAGGACUUUGUGCGUGUUUCAGAGUGGAAGAAUGAAGAAACGAGAAAAAGCAAGUUCGACAAGUUCCGAGAUGCCCUUGCGCGGGUGUUAAAAAUUGGUCAAGAAAACAUUGACAUUUUUACUGUUUACCUAAAGCAGGAGCGGCCUCCUGUAACUGAUGUUCGGUUUGCUGCCCACGGGUCUACUUAUUAUAAAGCCAGUAUCCUGAAUGGAGCAGUAGACUUAAACAGGAAGUUGAUAGAACAGUUAGUGGACAUAAACAUUGUCAUGGUAGGGAUCGAUGAAUGUAUAUAUGAAAAGGUAAACUGUGAAGGAAGCUGUACCAACAAGCUAAUGGUCGAGAGUCAUCCUGUUGUCGUCAACGCCAACAAGACCUCAUUUGUUGGAAUCAACAGCUGGGUGAAACCCCAAUGUAAAUGUGGAGCUCGAGAGUUUUCGGAACCAGAGACUUGUAAAAAGUAUCCUCCUACGUGCCUCAAUGGUGGAAGAUGUAACAUCGCUGGGAAUGGCAUAAAGUGUACUUGCACAGAAGGAUUUACGGGCCCUCAAUGUCAACAACCUGCCCGUUUUUUCAAUGGAAAUGGUUGGGCUUGGUUUCCUCCUCUUCAGCAGUGUGAAAAGUCCCACUUCAGCAUCGAGUUUAUGACCAAAAUAGGAAACGGCUUACUACUGUAUAAUGGACCUAUUUCGGACCCUGACUACGAAGAGGAAGGAGUACAAGAUUUUAUAUCACUAGAGCUCAGAAAUGGAAAACCAAGAUUGUUAAUAGAUUUUGGUUCUGGAACAGCAGAAGUUUUAGUUGAUACUCAAGAAUCCUUAAGUGACGGGGCAUGGCAUAAAGUGGACAUAUUUUGGGAUAGAGAGAAUGCAAGAAUGAUGGUGGACAACUGUGUGUACUCCCAACAUACAAGUACUGACCCAUCUAUCUCGGACAGAUCAAAAUGUGAAGGAAAGGGAAUAAUUCCACCAUUCAAUGAAUUUCUCAACGUUAAUGGUCCAUUGCAGCUUGGAGGAGUUCAUCAUAAACUGCUAAGUUUCAAGUGGAAGUUUCAGCACACUCGCGAAGGAUUUGACGGAUGUAUCCGGAAUGUUAUUCACAAUAGUGAGGUGUAUGACCUGGCUUCCCCUGGAAGCUCUUCCGGAAGCCACAGUGGAUGUCCACCAUCUGAGAAGAUAUGUUUUGAUAACGGUAUCACGUCAAAUUGUAAAAAUGGAUAUUGUGAAGCAUCAUAUCAAAAGGCUUUAUGUGUUUGUUACCCAGGAUGGCAUGGGUCUCGAUGCGAUAAAUCAACACAGACUAAAAUGUUUAAAAAAAAUAGCUACAUUAAAUAUGCACUCUCCUUUACACCUGACGCCUUUAAAACAGACAUUCAACUCCAAUUCAGAACUCGACAGAAGCAUGGUGAGCUCUUCAGAGCUGGCAGCAAACAUGGUCGAGAGUACUUUGUGUUGGAAGUCAGAGACGAAAAACUUAGACUUCGAUUUAACCUGAAUCCUUAUAGAACGACUGAUGAAAAAGAACUUUGGCUGCCGGAUGUUUCGGUCAGUGAUGGUCAGUGGCAUUCCGUAAGGGUAUUGAGAUAUGGCAGUACAGCCAGUAUCAUAUUGGAUGGUGGAGGUGGUCGCCGUUUAAAUGAAUUGAUAGAUUAUGAAGAACAACACCAAGAGAUGGAGAUAGAGAAACAGAACGUGGUUACUGGUGGAGACGUACAAUACGUUGGUCCUGGAGUUACGUUGGUAGAUAGUGAUUUUCAGGAAGGUUGUCUUAACGAUAUCAGACUUGAUGAAAAAUUUCUUCCUAUGGAGAAUGGGUCUGAGAAUGCAGCUGUGAUAGAGUGGAACAACAUAAUACCCGGAUGUCCAUCUAACUACCCUUGUAAAGGUGUGGACUGUCCACUUCCUUUUAUCUGCAGGGAUAUGUGGCUUAUUCAUGAAUGCAGUUGUCCGGAUGGUUUUAUGAAAACUCCAGAUGGGCUGAACUGUACUGAUGCAGAUGAAUGUUUCAUUAACCCUUGCUUUAAUGGUGGAACCUGCAUUGAUCUACCAGAUGGAAGAGGAUUUUAUUGUAUAUGUCUAGAUGGAUAUAGUGGGAUCGACUGCCAAACACUGGUGGAAGCAAACACCAUUAAACUUAGCAUGGGUGCCUUAGCAGUCAUAUUGUCUUGUUUAUUGUUUAUUUUAGUUUUAGUUCUAUUCAUCGUGGUGUAUACCAGAAAUCACAAAAAAAAAGAAAAAGAAGUGGAUUCAUACGCAACGGAUGAUCCUCUAGGAAAUGUUGUAACUUAUGCUGAUGAAGGUGGAGGUGAAGAAGACAUGAUGAACUUUAAUAAAGAACUACUAAAGGUUCCAGUAAACCCUGAUAUUGCUUCUCAAGAGAUCCCUCUUCUCACCACGUCUCGAAUGGUCCACCCAACAGAAGAUGACAAACACAGAUUAGUAGCACCAGUAUCACUACGAUAUGACCUUCGUUGCCCAUCAGAUAAAGAAGAUUUGUUGAACAAGUUCAAAGAGGUGGACUCUGAUACCAAUACCCUACCUAAGGACGAUAUUAGAAACUAUACCUAUGAGGGUAGCGGCAGUUCGGCCGGUUCGUUGAGCUCUUUAUCCUCUACUUCUGAGGACAAUGAACAAGAUUUUGAUUAUCUUCCAGAUUGGGGACCACGAUUUUCUAAAUUAGCUGCUAUGUACAGACAAGGAGGAAGCGAUGAAGAAUAGUACCUAUUUGUUUGUAAUGCACAAGUUUUGGGCACAUUUGGUUACAGGUUACAUUUUCAUCUACUUUUUCGACAAAAAUCACGUAUGACAAUAGCUUAGCUGACAUUAAAUGUAUGUGUUCAACCGUCUGUAGAUCAUUUUAACUGUUUAACUCAACUUCUGUGUUAAAAAAACACAAGACUUCCUUGAGCUACAAACGGUGAUCACACUUCCAUCUUACUUUAAAGAUGGCAAAGUCUUUCCUUGUUUAAUUUCUAAUUUCAGCGUUUAUCAUCUUGCU